AUUCAAAUUAAGAGACUUGGAAUACUUCAUAUAAUGAGUAAGAAAUCCUCCAUUAGACCGACUCUGACAGACAAGGAUAAAACACAACAGAGACGAACAUGAGGGUCUUUAUAACAGUGGCAAUUUUUUAUAUAACCACUUCUAUCACAGAAAGUAUUUUUUUCGGGGUUUAUCCAACUCGAGGAAACAGCCUAGCAUGUCGUAAAAGAGAGAAUACAAUGCCAUAUUAUUUUGGAGAAACUGAUUUAGCCUGCAUGAAUUUUGGAGUCAGGCGAAUUAAUCGAGAUCGUCGCACACCUCCCAGCAGAUUUACUUUUAAAUUCUCCCAUCGUUGGAUCUAUAUCGAUGGCAUGUACCUAGAAUUUGGAAAUCGUGUUGGACGUGAUGCUGCUCUUGUUAAAUACGACUACCCUAACCUUGGUAAUGUCUGUACCAUGACAAAAGAAAAAAGACCAGCAGGUUAUACGAGAUUAAGUAGGGGAUGUAUCAAAAGUUGCAUUCAUCACUACGUAGAUAAAUUUGGUAAUUACGGUUUCUACACAAACAACUGCCACCAUUUUGUAAAUAAAAUAUCCAUUCUGCUCUGCUUGGGUAAAAAGUGUCCCAAGUGGUGCAAGUAUAGCCCUGAGGAUGAUGGGAAGGUAGACCAAGAGAACGAGGAUGAGAUGGAGGCAGCGAUGAAGGAGAUCGACGAAACGAGGGUCCCGAAUCCUCAUUAAGACAUGACAGAACUAAGACAGAGAAGACAGCAAACAGACAGCAGCAUAUACAAUUCUAGGUUUAACAGUGUCUGAAACACAUUGAAUUUUGAAAUAAAAAUGCCUCUGCUUCUUA
Saccostrea cuccullata (small rock oyster) is the source of this 834-nucleotide messenger RNA. RefSeq lists its product as uncharacterized. The coding region runs from base 99 to 719 and encodes 206 amino acids. The record is from RefSeq and is a predicted model, not a curated record. The transcript has 3 exons. Lineage: Eukaryota; Metazoa; Mollusca; Bivalvia; Ostreida; Ostreidae.